UACUCCGCGCGCUUUUACACCGGCUUUCUACGUGACUAACCUAAAAUAAAUAUUACAAUAACCAUUCGUUACAUGUGCAUCACUACUUAGAAAAUGUCUCAAGACGAGGGCUUCUUUAAAAAGUUCCACGAAACGAUUAACAGUUCUCUGGAUGACGUGACGAGGAACAAUUUCGCCAAUUUAGAAUCCAACGCGAAGCGUGUCUCCUACUUGUGCAGUCUACCGAUCGUCAGAAAUUACAAUGUAAUCGACGAUUUGCAGAAAUGCCAGACGGGCGGCGAGUUUCCAGUGAAAAAAGACUUGGAAAAAGCGCGCCAGUUGAAGGAUGAGGGGAAUAAAGCUGUGCAGAAAGGUGAUUGGGCGAAGGCGAUGCAGUUAUACAGCCAGAGUAUGGUUCACAUGCCGGAGAAAGAAACUGAAGAGCUUUCAAUUGUUUUGGCGAACCGGUCAGCAGCCUUAAAUCAUCUGGAGCAAUAUGAAGAUACUCUAGCUGAUAUCAAACGGUGCCUGUCUUUGGGUUACCCUCGUCAUCUGAGGUACAAGGUCUACGAGAGGAGAGCCAGGUGCCUUCUGGUGCUGAAGAGGAAUAAAGAGGCUGUCAGCGCUUUUCAAGACACAAUCAGCUCACUCGAUGAAGCCACAAAACUGGACAAAGAGAAAAGACAAAAGAUGAGAACAGACUCCAAACUCAUGCUAGAAAUAUUGAACAAAGGUCUCGUCUUAGCUGGGAACCCAAAGGACCCUGAACCAUUGAAAAAGACUCCACCAAAGCCAAAACUUCCCGGGAAGAAUAACCCUCAGUAUCCUGCGGCUUCGGAGGCAAUUCAGAUAGAUUAUGAGGAAGUUCGAGGCAGAUUUGCAACAGCAACAAAAGAUAUUGAAGCGGGAGAGAUUCUGUUGGUGGAGAAACCUCAUAGUGGAGUUCUGUUGGCGGAAUAUUCCAGCACACAUUGCCAGAACUGUUUCAUAAAGUGCCCAAUUCCACUCCCCUGUCCAAAAUGCCCAAACGUGGUUUUCUGCAGCGAUAAGUGUUUGGAAACGGCGCAGAAAUCUUAUCACGGCUUCGAGUGUCACAUUCUCCCCCUCAUAUGGAAGUCAGGUUGCUCUAUCACCUGCCAUAUAGCACUGAGGAUGAUCACACAACGCAAGAAAGAAUAUUUCACGAGUAUUAUUCAAGACAUAGAUACAAAAACCAGUGGGCCUUACAAAACUGAUGACUACAGAAAUAUCUAUCAUUUAGUAGCCCAUGAAGAUAAAAGGUCUAAGCUAGACUUCUUACACAGAACUCAAAUGACAGCCUUCUUUGUGAAACUGCUGGAAGUAAGCGGUUACUUCGAUGGUAAGCCGAGAACAAAACCUGUGGAGGUUGACGAACUGAAGACCUUAGCUGUAGACGACAAAUAUAAAGAAGAUGUAGCCCUCUUUGGAGGUUUAAUACUAAAGAAUCUACAAAUCCUUAAGUUUAAUGCUCACGAAGUUUUUGAGCUGCAAUGUCCUAAGCCAAAGGUGGAUAAGAACAUCAUCAAACAUGAAGGAAAGUCAACGUUUUUGGCGGGAGCCGUGUUCCCAACUCUUGCGCUGUUUAACCAUUCUUGCGAUCCAGGAGUAGUUCGAUAUUUCUGCGGCAACAACAUCGUGGUGCGAGCAGUAAAGAACAUAAAGAAAGGCGAUGAAGUCUCCGAGAACUACGGGCCUAUCUUCACGACCGUCCCCAAAGAGAAGAGGCAGGCAGAGUUGAAGGAACAGUACUGGUUUGAUUGCCACUGCACGCCUUGUGAACACAAGUGGCCUACCUAUGAAGAGAUGACUGAAAACUACAUGAGAUUCAAGUGCGAUUCGGACAAUCCAUGCCCCAACGUGGUGGCAGUGCCAUAUGACUGCAAGGAGUUUAUGAUACAAUGUGGACUCUGCCAGCAGUACACCAACAUUCUGAAGGGAUUGAAGGCUUUGCAGGACACAGAAAUGAUGUAUCGUCUGGGCCGCGCUGCGAUGGAGGGUGGGCAGUAUGGAGAAGCAAUGAAGAAGUUUGUUGAGGUGUUGAAACUCUAUGACAACACACUCUCCCCUCCAUAUCGCUCCUAUUACGAUUGUGUUCAGGACCUUAGACGUUGUAUGUUGGCUAUGGGCAACUACAGUAUUGUUUAGUAUGUUGACCGUUGAGUACCGAUUCUGUCAAAGUUUUACAUUAUUAAUGUUUCUAGUUAUGUGUUAGAUCCCUACCUAAGUAGGGUGUAUUUAUGGUUACCAUAGAGAAUCAAAGAUCAAUAUUUUAACGAGUACUUAUUAGAUAGUAAAGGAAAUUUUUUAUGUGUUUGUAAUGAUCAAAGUUAUAGUACUUACUAACUUAGAAUAAGACAGUCUGUGAAAGUUUAAAUAAAUAAUG
This is a messenger RNA of Helicoverpa armigera (cotton bollworm), 2383 nucleotides long. RefSeq names its product SET and MYND domain-containing protein 4 (gene Smyd4-3). Lineage: Eukaryota; Metazoa; Arthropoda; Insecta; Lepidoptera; Noctuidae. Gene Ontology annotation, molecular function: histone deacetylase binding. The coding region runs from base 94 to 2145 and encodes 683 amino acids. The transcript has 7 exons. Gene Ontology annotation, biological process: compound eye photoreceptor development. The record is from RefSeq and is a predicted model, not a curated record. Gene Ontology annotation, cellular component: nucleus; cytoplasm.